GAAAAACCUCUACGCACAAUACACUGAACUUUUUUGGAAAAUCUCUACGCACAAAAUACACUGAACCAUUCGACUCCUCAAAGUAAUUUCUCGACUUAUUUUUCUCUCUUCUCUGCGAGUCAGAUUUAAUCAAGUGAUCAAACAGUCCCACAGUCGACGCUGCCUUCUUCACCACUCCCGGACAAUAUAUACACACAACUAACGUUGUAGAUGGCCAUGACGACAACGCACUUGUCAACGAUUUCAAUUGAUUUCUUCUCCUGAUCUUGCUCCCCUCUGCUAAAGUUAAUCGGCGAUGGCCGCUUCUCCGGUCAAGUUUCUGUUCGGAUUUCUCUUUAUAUCUAUCAUUUGUUGGCUACUGUUUAUAUUUGCCUCCAGGUUGUUGGCAUGGAUUUUAAGCCGGAUUAUGGGAGCAUCUGUGGAAUUUCGAGUAGGUGGAUGGAAAUGUGUCAGGGAUGUUGUUGUGAAGUUUAGAAAGGGUCCUGUUGAAUCAAUAUCUGUUGGUGAAAUAAGGCUCAGCUUACGGCAAUCUUUGGUCAAACUUGGUGUUGGCUUUUUUUCCAGAGACCCCAAGCUACAGUGGUUAAUAUGCGACCUAGAAGUUGUAUUGAGAUCUUCUAAUAAAGGCACCCAGAAAACUGGAUCUAAGAAGUCUCACAGUUCUACCAAAUCUGGCAGAGGGAAAUGGAUGGUUGUUGUUACUAUUGCGAGAUUUUUGUCAGUUUCUAUAACAGAGUUGGUAUUGAGGACAUCGCAAGCCACAAUUGACAUUAAAGAACUGGGUGUGGAUAUAUCGAGAGAUGGUGGAUCCAAGACGGCCCUCUUUGUGAAGCUGCAUCUCUUACCUAUUGUUGCUCACUUGGGUGUAGCACGGGUUAGUUGUGAUCAGUCAUCAAGUCUUAGUGGAGCGGGUUACAGUUUUGGUUACCAGGCUUCCUCAACAUUGACAGAAAGAGCUUCUGUUCCGUUCCUAUGUGAAGAGUUUCACGUCUCGUGUGAGUUUGGUCAUGUAAGGGAUGCAGGUGUAAUUGUUAAAAAUGUGGAAGUCACGAGUGGAGAAGUCUUUAUAAACUUAAAUGAGGAGCUUUUCAACAAAGGAAAUAUUUCAUAUGACACUUCUCAUGCCAAUGAAGCUAAUAUUGAUUCAAGUACUUUGAAAUUGGCAAAUCAAAAGAAAUCUCCUCUUUUGAACAUCACAAAAGCAUGGUUUCCUGAAAAGGUUUCCUUCAGUUUACCAAGAUUGGAUGUAAAAUUUGAGCGUAGAGGAUAUAAUCUCAUGGCAGAAAAUAGUAUAAUGGGUAUUCAACUGAAAAGCACCAAAUCUCAAUCUAUUGAAGACGUGGGAGAAAGUACUCGCCUUGAUGUUGAAUUGGAUUUCAGUGAGAUUCAUCUGCUUAAAGAAGAUGAUAUUUCAGUUUUGGAGAUUUUAAAACUUGAUGUUUUUUCUUCAGUUUAUGUUCCAGUACAGCCUACGUCGCCUAUCAGAUCUGAAGUUGAUGUCAAGCUAGGAGGAACCAGAUGUAAUCUUGUUAUGGGUAGAUUAAAGCCAUGGAUGCAACUUUUGACCUCCAAAAAGAAGAAAAUGGUUCUUCGUGAGGAAACUCCUAUUCCUGAAAGGCCAGAGUCAACCAAGUUAAAAGACAUCAUGUGGACAUGCACCUUGUCGGCCCCAGAAAUGACUAUUGUGCUCUAUAAUCUUGCUGGUUUGGCAGUAUAUCAUGGUUGCUCCCAAUCAUCGCAUGUCUUUGCAAAUAAUAUAUCAAAUACUGGCACAUCUGUUCACAUGGAACUUGGCGAAUUAAAUUUUCUGAUGGCAGAUGAAUAUCAGGAAAGCUUGAGAGAAAGCCUAUUUGGCGUAGAAACAAACACAAGUUCACUAAUGCAUAUUGCAAAGAUUAGCCUUGACUGGGGCAAGAAAGAUGUGGAUCCAAUCAAAGAAGCGAGCAUCAAGUCUAAGUUGGUGUUAUCUGUUGAUGUAACUGGUACUGGGGUGAACUUGACGCUUAAGCGUGUCGAAUCAUUGAUAUCAAUCGCGUUUGGUUUUAAGGCUUUACUGAAAAGCCUAUCCAAUUCUGGUAAGAACCUAGUACAAAGCCGGGGACAUUCUAGGAAAUCAUCAGGGAAAGGGACCCGUAUCAUGAAGUUCAAUCUUGAUAGGUGUUCCGUCGUAUUUCGCUCUGAUUUUAGCGUGGAAAGCAUGGUUGUUGCAGACCCAAAACGUGUCAAUUAUGGGUCGCAAGGGGGAAGAGUGGUCAUGUGUGAAUCAGCUGAUGGGACACCACGUACUGCGAAGAUAAUGUCAACUAGCUCAGAUGGGUACAAAAGUGUGAAUUACUCUGUCUCUCUCGAUAUUUUUCAUUUCAGUCUUUGCAUGAACGAGGAAUGCGUAACUAAGGAAAAGCCAUCUGUACAAAUUGAUCUAGAUCUAGAAAGAGCAAGAUCCCUGUAUCAAGAACAUAUGGAAGACAACAGUUUGGACACAAAAGUGACUUUAUUAGAUAUGCUAAAUGCGAAGCUUGUACGGAAAUCUGGUAAUUUUAAAGAGAUGAGAUCUGUUAAUUUUAAAGAGAUUGCUGUCUGCUCUUUUUUCAGUGCUACUGAAAUUGCAGCCAGGUGGGACCCUGAUGUGCAUAUAGCUAUUUUCGAACUGAUGUUACGCUUAAAACAACUGAUGCACAAUCAAAAAAUUCAGGAACAUGAUUCAGGAUUAAUGCAAGAAAGCGUUCUAGCACGGGAUGUCGAGAAUAAGAAACUUACCUCUACAGAUGUAGAAAUUGAGAAGCAGAAAAAGAAAAAAGAAUCUAUUAUUGCUAUCCAUGUGGUAAUGCUUAGUUUAUCUGCAGAGGCUGGAGAUGGUGUUGAUGCAAUGGUUCAGGUGCAGUCCAUUUUUUCAGAGAAUGCUCGCAUAGGCGUACUUUUUGAAGGACUAGUAUUCAAAUUUAAUGAUGCCAGAAUCUUGAAAAGUAGCAGGAUGCAGGUUUCUCGGGUCCCUAAAGCCUCUAGUAGUGCGUAUAAUACAAAAUCUGAGGUGGCCGCUACAUGGGAUUGGGUAGUUCAAGCCUUUGAUGUGCAUGUUUGCAUGCCCUUUAGAGUGCAGUUGCGUGCUAUUGAUGAUUCUGUCGAAGAAAUGCUGCGAGCUUUGAAACUCAUAACUGCUGCAAAAAGUAAAAUAUUAGGUCCAAGAAAAAAUGAAAGUGUAAAGCCUAAGAAGGCUAGUUCGUCAAAGUUCGGAUGUGUAAGGUUUUCCAUAAGGAAGCUAAUUGCUGAAAUAGAGGAGGAGCCACUACAGGGUUGGCUUGACGAACACUAUCAGCUAAUGAAGAAUGAGGCUCGUGAAUUAGCUGUGAGAUUAAACUUUCUUGAUGAAGUGAUUUCCAGGAGAAGCCAAUCUCCAGGUGCAGCUGAAACAAGUAAUCCUACUUGUGAUGGUAAGACGCAGUUUAAAGGAGAAAAGAUAGAUUUGCAAGAUGCUUCAGCCAUUCAAAAACUGCGAGAGGAGAUUCACAAGCAAUCAUUCCACUCCUAUUACCAAGCUUGUCAACGUCUUGAAACAUCAGAAGCAUCAGGUGCCUGUAAAGUAGGAUUUCAAGCUGGUUUCAAGCCCAGCACUUCACGAACAUCCCUGUUUUCCAUUUCUGCGACAAAUCUUGAAUUAACCUUGACAAAAUUUGAAGGUGGCGAGAGUGGGAUGAUAGAGCAUUUACAGAAGCUUGAUCCUGUCUGUCUAAAAUAUAAUAUACCAUUCUCUCGACUGUAUGGGAGUAAUAUUCUUUUGCAUACUGAGUCUCUCGUUGUUCAGAUAAGAAACUAUACAUAUCCACUUCUUGCUGCAACUUCUGGUAGAUGUGAAGGUCGAGUUAUACUAGCUCAGCAGGCCACAUGUUUCCAGCCCCAAAUUACCCAAGAUGUCUUCAUUGGGAGAUGGAGGAAAGUCAGCAUGCUUCGUUCUGCUAGUGGCACAACUCCACCGAUGAAAACAUAUCUUGAUCUGCCCUUGCAUUUUCAGAAAGGAGAUAUUUCUUUUGGUGUUGGUUUUGAACCUUCUUUUGCGGAUAUUAGUUACGCCUUCACAGUUGCUCUUCGAAGGGCGAAUUUGAGUGUAAGAAAUCCCAAUGCAUCAAAUGUUCAACCACCGAAAAAGGAGAAAAGCUUACCAUGGUGGGAUGAAAUGAGAAAUUACAUCCAUGGAAACACUAGUUUGUACUUUUCCGAAACAAGAUGGAAUAUUCUUGCUACAACUGAUCCUUAUGAAAAAAUGGAAAAACUGCAAAUUGUAUCCGGUCUAAUGGAACUCCACCAGUCUGAUGGUCGAGUUUAUGUCUCUGCAAAGGAUUUUAAGAUUUUGUUAAGCAGUUUGGAGAGUUUGCUAAAUAAUUGCGGUUUAAAGCCUCCUAGUGGUACUCCUGUCGCUUUUAUAGAAGCCCCAGAUUUCAGCCUUGAAGUUACGAUGGACUGGGAAUGUGAAUCUGGUGAUCCUCUUAAUCAUUUUCUCUUUGCACUUCCCGAUGAAGGUGCUGCUCGGGAAUAUAUUUAUGACCCAUUUAGAUCUACUUCUCUUUCCUUAAGGUGGAAUUUAUCACUUCGGCCGUCGUCCCAAUCAUGCGAAAAUCAGUCCAGAUCUCCAACGUUAGGAGAAAGCACCGUUUUUCUUGGAGCUGCCAAUGGUUCAGUAAAUAAAUCGGAAACUGUUUCAGUUGAUUCACCAACCAUAAAUGUCGGUCCACAUGAUUUGGCAUGGAUACUAAAGUUCUGGAACUUGAAUUACAUCCCUCCUCAUAAAUUGCGUUAUUUUUCUCGUUGGCCACGAUUUGGAAUUCCAAGAUUUGCAAGAUCAGGCAAUUUGUCACUAGACAAGGUAAUGACAGAGUUUAUGUUUCGCAUUGAUUCAACUCCAACCUGUCUUAGGCACAUGCCUUUAGAUGAUGAUGACCCAGCAAAAGGAUUGACAAUUAAGAUGUCAAAACUAAAAUAUGAACUUUGCUACAGCCGGGGUAAGCAAAACUAUACGUUUGAAUGCAAGCGUGAUCUUCUCGAUCUUGUUUAUCAAGGCCUUGAUCUUCACACACCAAAGGUUUAUAUAAAUAAAGAAGACUGUCCAAGCGUUGCAAAACUAGUGAAACUUACAAGAAAAAGCUCGCAAUCUUCUCACAUUGAGAAAGACAGUUCAGAAAGACAUCGUGACAAUGGGUUUUUGCUGGAAUCUGAUUACUUUACAAUAAGGAAGCAAUCUCGGAAAGCUGACCCUGCGAGGUUAUUAGCUUGGCAAGAAGCUGGAAGAAGAAAUCUCGAGACGACAUAUGUCAGAUCUGAAUUCGAAAAUGGUAGUGAUAGUGAUGAGCAUACUCGGUCUGACCCAAGUGAUGAUGAUGGGUAUAAUGUGGUGAUAGCUGACAAUUGUCAGCGCAUUUUUGUGUAUGGCCUUAAGCUUCUGUGGACGAUUGAGAACAGAGAUGCUGUUUGGUCCUGGGUUGGUGGAAUAUCUAAAGCAUUUCAACCUCCAAAGCCUUCUCCCUCUAGACAGUAUGCCCUGAGGAAGUUAGCUGAGAAGGAAAAAAACCCUGAAAUGCAUGUACCUGAUGAAUCAAAAUCACCCUCUGAUAGUCAAGAUGUAUGUUCCACUUCUCCGAAACCUGUUGAGGAGCCUACUGGAUCACAUUCUUCUCCAUUAGAUUCAGCUACAGUAGAAAAACAGACGUUGGAUACUGUUGUUAAGGAGCUUGUGUUGACGCGCGAAGGCAUAUUUGACUCAGAGGAGGAGGGGACUCGUCACUUCAUGGUAAAUGUUAUAGAGCCACAAUUCAAUCUUCAUUCGGAAGAUGCCAAUGGUAGGUUUCUUCUUGCGGCUGUUAGUGGUCGUGUUCUUGCUCGUUCAUUUCAUUCAGUCCUUCAAGUUGGAUUUGAGAUGAUUGAGCAGGCACUACAAAGCAGCGAUGUGCAUAAAUUUGUAUCUCAGCCUGAAAUGACUUGGAAUCGGAUGGAGUUCUCCGUGAUGCUGGAGCAUGUUCAGGCUCAUGUUGCCCCUACUGAUGUUGAUCCAGGGGCUGGCCUACAGUGGCUUCCAAGAAUCCGAAGGAGUUCACCCAAAGUAAAGCGUACUGGGGCUUUGCUUGAAAGGGUGUUUAUGCCUUGUGAUAUGUAUCUGCGGUAUACAAGACAUAAAGGCGGAACUUCAGACUUGAAGGUGAAGCCCUUGAAAGAGCUUGCUUUUAAUUCUCAUAAUAUAAUAGCAACGAUGACGUCGCGUCAGUUUCAGGUUAUGCUUGAUGUUUUGACCAAUCUUCUAUUCGCUCGGCUUCCCAAGCCUCGGAAAAGCAGUCUUUCUUUUCCAUCAGAAGAUGUUGAAGAUGUCGAAGAGGAAGCCGAUGAGGUGGUACCUGAUGGUGUUGAAGAAGUUGAACUAGCAAGAGUGAACCUUGAGCAGAAAGAGAGAAUGCAAAAGCUGCUCCUUGAUGACAUCAGAAAAUUAUCAGUUCGUAAUAAUGUUACGGUAGACCUGAAUUUAGAGAAGGAUGGUGAUUUAUGGAUGAUUACUGGUGGAAGAGAUGCACUGGUGCAAAGACUUAAGAAAGAGCUUGGAAGUGCUCGUAAAUCUAGAAAAGCUGCAUCUGCGUCUUUAAGGGUGGCUCUGCAAAAGGCUGCUCAUCAACGACUUAUGGAGAAAGAAAAGAACAAAAGUCCAUCAUAUGCUAUGCGCAUAUCUAUGCAGCUUAAUAAAGUGGUAUGGGGAAUGCUUGUGGAUGGCAAAUCUUUUGCUGAAGCUGAGAUCAAUGAUAUGAUCUAUGAUUUUGACAGGGACUACAAAGAUGUGGGUGUUGCUAGGUUCACAACCAAAUCAUUUGUUGUGAGAAACUGUCUACCAAAUGUGAAGUCUCCUAUGCUACUGUCAGCAUGGAAUCCUCCGCCCGAAUGGGGAAAAAAAGUGAUGCUUGGAGUCGACGCAAAACAGGGAACACCGAAGGAUGGAAAUUCACCUAUUGAACUGUUCCAGGUUGAUAUUUACCCUUUAAAGAUACAUCUGACAGAGACCAUGUACAAAAUGAUGUGGGGAUAUUUCUUUCCAGAAGAGGAACAAGACUCACAGCGGCGGCAGGAAGUUUGGAAGGUUUCAACUACUGCUGGUUCGAAACGAGUAAAGAAAGCUUUAUCAUUGCAUGAAGCUUCUGGGUCCAGCACUCACCCAUUGAAAGAUUGUGAAGUUUCAAAAUCAGGAGCUUGUGUUGUCACUUCGAAUCCUGACAACAGUCAGCCUUUCAUACCUGCCCAAGCAUCAAAGUUGCUGAGCUUAAAAGAAAAUAAUGAUGAGGGGUCAAACAGAGGAUUAAGACGAACAUCUUCAUUCGACAGAACUUGGGAAGAAACUAUUGCAGAAUCAGUAGCUAAUGAGCUUGUACUACAGGCUCAUUCUUCAAGUAUAUCUUCAUCAAAGAGUGAGCAUCCUGGUUGUGUUGAUCAAGAGGAAUCUUCAAAGAUUAAAUUAAAGAAUUCCAAGCCUCUCAAAUCUGGUCGUUCUUCACAUGAAGAGAAAAAGGUGGGGAAGUCCCAGGAUGAAAAAAGAUCCAGGCCACGGAAAAUGAGGGAGUUCCACAAUAUAAAAAUUAGUCAGGUUGAACUUCUGGUAACUUAUGAAGGCUCUAGAUUUGCUGUGAGUGAGUUAAGGUUGUUAAUGGACACAUUUCAUCGAGAGGAGUUCACAGGUACAUGGAGGAGACUUUUCUCGAGAGUAAAGAAACACAUCAUCUGGGGAGUCCUAAAGUCAGUUACUGGAAUGCAGGGUAAAAAAUUUAAAGACAAAGCACAUAGUCAAAGAGAAGUCAUUGCAUCUAGUAUAGCUGAAAAUGAUCUCAAUUUAAGUGAUAGUGAUGGUGAAGCGGGGACUUCUGAGCAGUUGCCUGUAGCUUGGCCUAAGCGUCCUACUGAUGGAGCAGGUGAUGGAUUUGUUACGUCCAUAAAGGGCCUUUUUAAUUCCCAGCGCCGUAAGGCCAAGGCCUUUGUGCUCCGCACAAUGAGGGGUGAAGCAGAAAGCGAAGCACAAGGUGAGUGGAGUGAAAGUGACGCAGAAUUCUCGCCAUUUGCCAGACAACUCACUAUAACAAAAGCUAAGAGGCUUAUUAGACAUCACACAAAAAAGUUGCGCUCAAGGGGGCAAAAAGGUAUGUCUUCUCAGCAGAGAGAAUCACUUCCUUCAUCACCAAGAGAAAGAUCACCAGUUGAAAGUGAUUCAUCUAGUGCAUCUUCCCCAUACGAGGACUUCCAUGACUAGACAAGCCACAAUUUUAUCUCAGGAUCAUUCUUGAAUCUUGAUGAACUCAGGGAAGCACCAUGAUUUGAGGACUUGGUCAUAGGGUUAUAUAACAUAAUAGAAUAUGUUGUGCAGUAAAAGUAAUCAUCUAUACCACCCAGACAGCCGCCUUGAAUGGGUGUUGGUUAUUGAAGAGUUGACAGUCAUCUUGAAUGAGUGUUGUACACUAGAUUAUUUGCCAUCCAUCUUGAUUUCGAACAGUAUAUCAAUUAUAUACAAGCUGGUGAGAGAUUUCAGGUUCGGAAGGCAAGCAUACUAAUAUACUGUUGGAAAUAGAAUAAAUUCCAAGUUUUCCUCCGAACUACAGAUAACAUGUACAUUGCUCACACUUGGAUUCUUGCAAAUUCUGUCGCCGUUCAGUUAGAUGCUGCUGAGUUUGACAAACAUAUACACAUGAUUGGUAGGCUGCUUGGCAGUUUUGGGACUUUCCUCGCCAAGCUAUAUCAUAUUAUCUGAGAAAUAGGAGGCUUCACUGGGAUUUUACGAUUUGUAGAAAUUCUGUAAUAUACUAAUAUGUAUGUAUUGCAUGAACCAGAACUUGAUACUUAACUGGGAAUGUACAUGUCUUUAGCCUGGAAUAUGUAGAGAAGAGAGCUUCUGCAAGAAAUAUCAAAGAUUCAUGCGUAGGAUUUUUCUUCAUAUAAA
Daucus carota subsp. sativus is the source of this 8944-nucleotide messenger RNA. Its product is annotated as protein SABRE. The transcript is spliced from 24 exons. The record is from RefSeq and is a predicted model, not a curated record. Bases 296 to 8260 code for a protein of 2654 amino acids. Lineage: Eukaryota; Viridiplantae; Streptophyta; Magnoliopsida; Apiales; Apiaceae.